GGUACCUCCCGCGACCUUCACCAGAUCGUCGGUCCACCUAGUGGGAGGCCUGCCCACGCUACGUCUUCUAGGUACGCAAGGUAAAUGUUUGUAUCUAAUCCAAUACAAACGAAACGCGGGAUUUAGAUGUACUGCAAAUGGGCACUUAGUCCCGGGUUCGAUUACACCUAAUCAGGAUCUUAUUUAUGAAGUUCGGGUGCGACAGUCUACUUACUUACUCGUAGUGUAUUCUUUGUACUACUUACUAUGACUGUAUGUCCCUACUUUUACCAUACAAUCCCGUUUCUACCUCAUAGAUAUGUUUAAAAACGAAUUUACUACUUGAAUUCAGAGCUCAAGUAAUUCAAUCAUGGCUUUAUUUUGAGCGUUGUUGUUUGGAUUCGCAGUUGUUAAUGUCACGCUAAUAAUAAAUACGCUAGAACGUUCAAACAUUCAUUACUAUUGAUGGGUCGCACCUAGGGCUGAGCAAGCAAUGGCUACUUAGUUUCAGAGCGAGAGCGAAUUAAUUGCAAGCUUUCUAGGAGAUUCAAUUUCAAGGAAUGGCACAUCUAGAAGUCGUUACGAUGUACCUAUGUAUAGUAGCAGUAUGUAAACUAGUUACGAUAAGUAUGUCAUAUUUCAUUAUUCAUCCCUGGAAAUUAUUGAAGCAGUUAGGUACCUAACUACCUAUGCUCGGAAAAGCCUUUACUAAACUUGAUCAUUAUCUCAGAAUGCCGCUGAUAUCCGAAACUCCUUUUAUCAUCUUGGCGAUUGCACAAUAGUAAUUAAUAUAUUGAACCUAACAAAAUAUUUAUUGGCAACCUUAUGAAGAUAGGAAGGCAGUCUAUAAAAGAUCUUGGCGCCGCCCUAAAUUUCUCAGUCCCGCUCAGAUCGCGAAGUCGAGAUGAAUCUAUCACGAUACCCACACAGUUUAUUCGACCAAAGUUUCGGAUUAUGCAUCAGCCCCCACGAUUUGAUAUUCCCGUCGCACAAUUAUCACGGUACGAACUACUACAGGCCAUGGCAAUGGUAUCUACAAAGAUCAGAAAAAGAUUUUGGAUCGACAAUACAUAAUGAAAAGAACAGUUUCAAAAUAACAUUGGAUAUGCAACAUUUCCAACCAAAUGAAAUUAACGUAAAAGUUGCAGACAGAGAAGUUAUAAUCGAAGGGAAGCACGAAGAAAGGCAGGACAACUACGGGUUUAUAUCUCGGCAGUUUAAGAGGCGAUACCUCUUGCCUGGCGAUUGUAAUGCAGAUAGUGUUGUCUCUUCACUUUCUUCUGAUGGAAUCCUCACCGUGACUGCCGAAAAAGCUAAAGAAUCAAAAACUAAGGAAAUCACUGUUCCAAUCAAAAUGUGCGAUAGUUGUCCAAACAAACCCAAACUUGAAAAGAUGGAAAAAGAAAAGGUGGAUGACUCUAAGAAAGUAGAAAGUGCAUCAAGUAAAAAGAACAUGGAAAUAAUGUUGAAAGAAGAUCAUUGCUGUCUGUUGAAACCUGAAUUAUUGGAAGCUCCUUCUACAGGUGCAACCCAGAAGAUAUCAAUGGAGACUAAAAAAGAAGUAGAUGAAUUGACAAGAUCAAGAGGAGAGACAUCUGGACAAGCUACAAGUACUAAAGCAAAAGAAAAAAUAGAUGAUGCCUGUGCCCAGGGUAUUAGAACUAAAACAGAAAUAGAAAGUGCCAGUACAGCUAUCNAUAUACUUCUCUUCGAUAAAUACUUUAACACAUUGUGA
Ostrinia furnacalis (Asian corn borer) is the source of this 1714-nucleotide messenger RNA. Its product is annotated as protein lethal(2)essential for life. The record is from RefSeq and is a predicted model, not a curated record. The coding region runs from base 884 to 1714 and encodes 276 amino acids. Gene Ontology annotation, cellular component: nucleus; cytoplasm. The transcript has 2 exons. Gene Ontology annotation, biological process: response to heat; protein refolding. Lineage: Eukaryota; Metazoa; Arthropoda; Insecta; Lepidoptera; Crambidae.